Messenger RNA from Rhopalosiphum padi (bird cherry-oat aphid), 6674 nucleotides. RefSeq lists its product as uncharacterized. Gene Ontology annotation, biological process: proteolysis. Gene Ontology annotation, molecular function: serine-type endopeptidase activity; protein binding. The record is from RefSeq and is a predicted model, not a curated record. NCBI's taxonomy places the organism in Eukaryota, Metazoa, Arthropoda, Insecta, Hemiptera, Aphididae. The transcript is spliced from 37 exons. Bases 635 to 6499 code for a protein of 1954 amino acids.
AUUCUGUUUGUAAAAUGCAUGUAUUUAUGUAUCACACCAAUAACAAUUCGUUGUAACUCCGUGUAGAAAAGAAGCUACUACAUUUUAUUUUUUUACUUUGCUCGAGUCAUUGCUGGAUAUGCAUACCUAUUAAAUCGAAAUAACUAGUUUCACAGUUAAUAAUGUAUAUAUCUACGUCGAAACUUCAUUAGCUGCUGGACCAAGCAGUAGGGCUGUACAAUUAGUUUUAAAACAAUUUUGCUCACUCACUUAAUUUUCAUUACUUGUUUACGUAGUCUGACUUUGGUCGAUCAUACAAACGUAGCUCCGCGUAUAGGUAAAACAUAAUAAUUAUUAACACCGACUGAUAACUUGAAUCCGACAAUACUUAUUUAGGAGGCCUAACAUUAUGUGUUGUAUAGUUGUAAUUGUGAUAUUUUAACCGAUCAUAUUAUAUUGCAGUACAUACCUAUCGUUUUAAAAAUGAAGUACUUUACUGAUAAAGUUCAAUAUUAAUCAAUUCCGUGAAAAUACUUUCUAGUGGUAAUAUAUAUUCCAGUGAGAUAAUACAUACAUGUUUGUAAAAUAUUGUUUAGUGGUGCUUAUAUUAUUUAUCUAAUUUAAGUUUCGUUUCAAUACUAAUUCAUCAUUGACCAUGGAGGUGACGUAUUCCUGGCUAAUAUAUUCAUGUUUAAUUUUUGGAAUAGACGUUUAUUGUGACGGAAAACUUGAAAAACGACAAACUAUAUCAUCAUGCACAGUAGACUUCGAGGACGCGUUUAACUGUUCAAAUGGACUAUGCAUCGAUACGUCGGAUAUUUGUGAUGGUCAAGCAGAUUGUUCAGAUGGUUCAGACGAGACCAACGAUUUGUGUGCUAAGCAAACGUGCCAAAGUUAUGAAUAUCGAUGUAGUUAUGGAGCUUGUGUAGAUAAAAGUGCAUUAUGCAAUGGUAAAAACGAUUGUGUCGAUGGAUCUGACGAAAACUUACCUGAAUGUAUAGGCUCUAUAGAUAGUACUCAAUAUUACAAUGUUUCAUCUAAUUGUCUAGAAGACCAGUAUAAAUGUAUAUCUGGCCAAUGUAUUGAUGAAGAUUCAACUUGUGAUGGAUAUCGAGAUUGUAACGAUGCGUCUGACGAAACUUUGGAAUUAUGUCAAAAUAUUCAGUGUCCAAAGUAUACUUUUCGGUGUAAUUAUGGUGCUUGUGUCAGUAAAAAUAGUAAAUGUGAUGGCGUAAGACAUUGUGUAGAUGGAUCUGAUGAAGAAAUGUGUCAUGUUCCUAAUAAUUCCCCUGUACCAACAGUUAUACCUGUUAUUGCACAAACACAGACUACGAAAAAGAGUUCAUGUGUUCUGCCAAUCAUUGAAGGAGUUAUAUAUUCUGACGAAAGUUCAAAUGAAAUUUUAUCUCACGGAACAUUGAUUAAUCAUUAUCGUACUGUCAUUGAGAACUGUGAAGUUGGAUAUCAUAAGGCUUACCCUUAUAGUUUUAGAGUUUGUCAGGGAAAUGGAAAAUGGAUAUCGAAAUCUGAUAAAUUAUGUUUCAUGUGUGGCAGAUCUUAUGUCGGACACCAAUUAUUGAUCGACAAUGGUAAGACAGCUAAUGUUGGAACAGCACCUUGGAAUGUAGGAAUAUAUCGAUUGAAUAAAGAUAAUUCUAAGUAUGACUUGAUAUGUGGAGGAUCACUAAUUGCUCCAAAUUUUGUCAUUUCUGCUGCUCAUUGUUUUUGGCAAGAUGGUAUGAUAUCUAAUAGAAUAUCAAUUAAUGAUAGUCUAUAUAAAAUUGCUGUUGGAAAAUAUGAUAGAGAUUACUCAGUAAUUGACAAUGAAUUUACCCAAAUAAUUGAUGUGGAAACAAUUUAUCUGAAAGAAGACUAUUUGGGAUAUAAUCGAUUCUAUUCUGAUGAUAUAGCUGUUAUCGUGUUGAAAAACAAAGUUAAUAUAAGUGAUGCUGUUGCACCAGUUUGUAUUGAUUGGAAUGAUGUAUACAAUGUAACAAAUGGAACUGAAGGAAAGAUUGUUGGUUGGGGAUAUACAGAAAAUGACAUACCAAGUCCAGUUUUAUUAGAAGCAACUUUACCGUACAUUGAUUAUAAUUCUUGUCGAUGUAUGUAUACCAAUGAGUUCCAAAAGUUUGUGACUUUUGAUAAAUUUUGUGCCGGAUCUAUAUCAGGACAAGGAGUUCGUGAAGGUGACAGUGGUGCAGGCUUGACAUUUUUACAUUUUGAUUUUUAUUAUUUAACCGGAAUAGUGAGUCUCAGGGAUCCAAGUACAAAAAAUUCAAUAGCGGUCUUUACAAAUGUUGUGAACCACAUUAAAUGGCUUCGUGAACUCUAUAAUAAAUACGCUUCUUAUGAAAGAGAAAAUAUGAUGGUUACGACAAAUGCAUGUGUUUUACCAAUUGCCGAAGGGGUAAUAUAUUCUUAUGAAGAUUCAGAUACAAUUUUAUCUCACGGGACAUUAAUUAAUCCUCUUCGUAUUGUAAUUGAGAACUGUGAAAUUGGAUAUCAUAAGGUUUUUCCAAGUAGUUUUAGAGUUUGUCAGGGAAAUGGAGAAUGGAAAUUUAAUUCUGAGAAUUUGUGCUUCAAAAUGUGUCCUCCUCUAUUAUCAGAUAGUUUAGAUGUUAAAUGUACUCUAAAUGGUGAUUAUGCAAAUUGUUCAAAUCCAUCAAUACUUGGUACAAAAGCUAUACCAUCAUGUAAGCUAACACAUACAAUUCCAAAUGGACAAGAAGAGACUCCAAUUGAAUUACUUUGUCAGUCUAAUGGAGCGUGGAAUAAUCAACUACAUACAUGCGUUCCAUAUUGCGGUAGACCGUGUGCCAGACACCAACCAUUGAUCGAUAAUGGUAAUACAGCAAAUGUUGGAACAGCACCUUGGAAUGUUGGAAUAUAUAGAUUUAAAAAUGAGAGUUCUAUGUAUGACUUGAUAUGUGGAGGAUCAUUAAUUAGUCAAAAUUUAGUCGUUUCUGUGGCUCAUUGUUUUUGGCACGAGAGUAUGUCGUCUAAUCGAAUACCAAUAAACGAUGGUUCAUACAAAGUCGCUGUUGGAAAAUAUACUAGAAAUUAUACGGUUAUUGACAAUGAAUUUACUCAAAUAAUGGAUGUAGACAUCAUUUACCUAAAAAAAGGUUAUCAUGGAACAAAUGGGUUUCAUGGUAAAGAUAUAGCUAUUAUCGUGUUAAAAAACAGAGUUGCUAUUAGUGUUGGUGUUGCACCAGUUUGCGUUGAUUGGAAUUCUUCAUAUAAUCUAACAAAUGCAGCUCAAGGAAAGAUUGUUGGUUGGGGAUUUACAGGGAACCACAUACCAAGUCCUGUUUUAUUAAAAUCAACUUUAUCGUACAUCGAUCAAAAGUCUUGUCGGAUAAUGUAUACAAAUGGGUUUGAAGGGUUUGUGACAAUUGAUAAGUUCUGUGCUGGGUCUGAAUUGGGACAAACAGUUCUUCAAGGUGACAGUGGUGCAGGCUUAACAUUUUUACAUUCAAAUUCUUAUUAUUUAACUGGAUUAGUGAGUGUUAAGGAUCCAAAUACCAAUCAUUCAAUAGCAGUUUUUACAAAUGUUAAGCACCACAUUAAAUGGCUUCGUGAACUGUAUAAUAAAUAUGCUUCUUAUGAAAGUGACAAUAUGAUGUUAUAUAUUAUACAGUUUUGCUUCAAUAUUAAUUCGUCAUUAUUUGCCAUGAAGGUGACGUAUUCCUGGUUAAUAUAUUUAUGUUUAUUUUUUGAAAUAGGCGUUUUUUGUGAUAGAAAACUUGAAAAACGACAAACAGUAUCAUCAUGCUCAGUAGACUUCGAGGACGCGUUUAAUUGUUCAAAUGGACUGUGCAUCGAGACGUCGGAUAUUUGUGACGGUCAACCAGAUUGUUCAGAUGGUUCAGACGAGACAAACGAUUUGUGUGCUAAGCAAACAUGCCAAACUUAUGAAUAUCGAUGUAAUUAUGGAGCUUGUGUAGAUAAAAGCGCAAUAUGCGAUGGUAAAAACGAUUGUGUCGACGGAUCUGACGAAAACUUACCCGAAUGUAUACAAAACACAAUAAAUAGUACUCAACAUUACAAUGGUUCAUCUAAUUGUCCCGAAGACCAGUCCAAAUGCACAUCUAGCCAAUGCAUUAAUGGAACAUCAUUUUGUGAUAGAACUCGAGAUUGUAAGGAUGGGUCUGAUGAAGAAAAAUGUGUUGGUUCUAAUACAAUACCUAUAUCAACACUUAAACCAGCAAAACAUGUUACUGAACAAACAACACAGACUACUAAAAUGAGUUUUUGCAUUCUACCUAGCCUUGAAGGAGUUAUAUAUUCUUACGAAGAUUCAGAUGAAAUUUUAUCUCACGGAACAUUGAUUAAUUACAAUCGCACUGUUAUUGAGAACUGUGAAAUUGGAUAUCAUAAUGCUUACCCCAAGAGUUUUAGGGUUUGUCAGAAUAAUGGAACAUGGACAUCGAAAUCUGAGAAAUCAUGUUUCAAGUGCGGUAGAUCGUAUGUCGGACACCAAUUAUUGAUCAAUAAUGGUAAGACAGCACAUGUUGGAAUAGCACCUUGGAAUGUAGGGAUAUAUAGGCUUAAUAAAACGACUUCCGAGUAUGAUUUGAUAUGCGGAGGAUCACUAGUUGCUCCAAAUUCAGUCGUUUCUGCGGCUCACUGUUUUUGGAAAAAUGGUAUGCUAUCUAAUAGAAUAUCAAUAAGCGAUGGUCUAUAUAGAAUUGCUGUUGGGAAAUAUUAUAGAAAUUACACAGUUAUUGACAAUGAUUUUACUCAAAUAAUGGAUGUGGAAACAAUUUAUCUGAAAGAAGACUAUCAUGGAUAUAGUCGGUUCUAUUCUGAUGAUAUAGCUUUUAUCGUAUUGUCAAACAGAGCUAAUAUAAGUAGUGCUGUUGCACCAGUUUGUGUUGAUUGGAACGGUAGAUAUAAUGUAAAAAAUGGAAUUCAAGGAAAGAUUGUUGGUUGGGGAAAAACAGAAAAAGACGUGUCAAGUCCCAUUUUAAUAGAAGCCACGUUACCGUACAUCGACCGUGAUUCUUGUCGAAGCAUGUAUACCAAUGAAUUUAAAAAGUUUGUGACUUUUGAUAAAUUUUGUGCCGGAUCUACAUCAGGACAAGGAGUUCGUGAAGGUGACAGCGGUGCAGGUUUAACGUUUUUACAUUCUGCUUUUUAUUAUUUAACCGGGAUAGUGAGUCUCAAGGAUCCAAACACAAACAAUUCCAUAGCAGUUUUCACAGAUGUUAAGCGCCACAUUAAAUGGCUUCGUGAAAUGUAUAAUAAAUAUACUUCUAAUAAAAGUGACAAUACGAUGGUUACGACAAAUUCUUGUGUUUUACCAAUUGCCGAAGGCAUUAUAUAUUUUUAUGAAGGUUCGGAUGAAAUUUUAUCUCACGGGACAUCAAUUAAUUCACAUCAUAUUGUAAUUGAGGACUGUGAAACUGGAUAUCAUAAGGCAUUCCCGAGUAGUUUUAGGGUUUGCCAGGGAAAUGGAAAAUGGAAAUCGAAUCCUCAAAAAUUGUGUUUUAAAAUGUGUCCACCUUUAUUAUCGGAUAGCUUAGAUAUUAAAUGUACUCUAAAUGGUGAUUAUGCAAAUUGUUCAAAUCCAUCAAUAUUUGGUACAAAAGCUAUACCAUUAUGUAAGCCAACCCAUAUAAUACCAAAUGGACAAGAAGAGACUCCAAUUGAAUUACUUUGUCAGUCUAAUGGAGCAUGGAAUAAUCAACUACAUACUUGCAUUCCAUAUUGUGGUAAAGUAUAUUCAAAUAAAGCUACAUUGAUCGAUAGUGGUAUCAAAGCUGAUGUUGGAUCAGCUCCUUGGAAUGCUGGAAUUUAUCAAUUAAAUAAAGAGAGUUUCACGUAUGACAUGAUAUGCGGAGGAUCAUUAAUUAGUUCAAAUAUAAUUGUUUCUGCGGCUCAUUGUUUUUGGCAAAAAGAUAUGCUGUCUAAACGAUUAUCAAUUAACGAUGGUCUAUAUAGAAUUGCUGUUGGAAAAUAUGAUAGAGAUUACUCAGUAAUUGACAAUGAAUUUACCCAAAUAAUUGAUGUGAAAACAAUUUAUAUAAAAGAAGGUUAUUAUGGAUCUUACGGAAAUCAUGCUGAAGAUAUAGCUGUUAUCAUGUUAAAAAACAAAGUUUCUAUUAGUGUAGGUGUUACACCAGUUUGCGUUGAUUGGAAUAGUAGAUAUAAUGUAUCAAAUGGAGAUCAAGGAAAGAUUUUUGGUUGGGGUAAAACAGAAAAAGACGUGUCAAGUCCCAUUUUAUUAGAAGCCAGUUUACCGUACAUCGACCAUAAUUCUUGUCGAAGCAUGUAUAAAAAUGGAUUUGAAUCGUUUGUGACUAUUGAUAAGUUUUGUGCCGGGUCUGCAUUAGAUCAAGGGGCUCGUAAAGGUGACAGUGGUGCAGGCUUAACGUUUUUACAUUCUAAUUCUUAUUAUUUAACUGGAGUAAUGAGUGUCAACGAUCCAUAUGCAAACAAUUCAAUAUCGGUUUUUACAGAUAUUAAGUUUCACAUUCAAUGGCUUCGUAUGCUGUAUACAAAUAAUGAUUAAUAUCAAAUAAUUUAUUUUCAUUGUAAUCCUGAUCAAUAUUGAAAUAUUUAUAUUAUAUUAUUAUAUAUUAUUAUUUUUAUUAUUUUUAUAUUAUUAUUAUUUAUAUUUAUAUUUAUGAAUAGAUUAUUACUUUUGUGUUACAAUUUUUGACAGUACAUCUUUGCACAUUUAUUUG